Phoenix dactylifera (date palm) is the source of this 1502-nucleotide messenger RNA. RefSeq names its product ATP synthase gamma chain 1, chloroplastic. Gene Ontology annotation, biological process: proton motive force-driven ATP synthesis. Lineage: Eukaryota; Viridiplantae; Streptophyta; Magnoliopsida; Arecales; Arecaceae. Gene Ontology annotation, cellular component: chloroplast thylakoid membrane. The record is from RefSeq and is a predicted model, not a curated record. Gene Ontology annotation, molecular function: proton-transporting ATP synthase activity, rotational mechanism.
AAGACACGGAACAAAAAGCGCAAACAGCCCCGACCCAAGCACAGAGAAACUCGCACCCAUUGCACCCCCCCUCCUCAACGCUCAACUUUCACAAAGAGAAUGGGAGGUCUCCGAAAGCUCUAACACCAUGUCCUACUCCAAUCUCACAGCGUGGGCAUCCCCCAAACCCUCUAUUCUCCCCGAUUUCGAUUCCCUUUCUUCCCGCUCCCUCAUCGCCCCCUCCCGCUUCUUCCUGGCGUCCCCUUCGCCCUCCUCGCACCGCGUGCCGUCGAGCUCCCCGCACUGCGGCCUCCGCGAGCUCCGCGAGCGGAUCGACUCCGUGAAGAACACUCAGAAGAUCACCGAGGCCAUGAAGCUCGUCGCCGCCGCCAAGGUCCGCCGCGCCCAGGAGGCCGUCGUCAGCGGCCGCCCCUUCUCCGAGACCCUCGUCGAGGUCCUCUACAACAUCAACGAGCAGCUCCAGAACGAGGACAUCGACGUCCCCCUCACCAAGGUCCGCCCCGUCAAGAAGAUCGCCCUCGUCGUCGUCACCGGCGACCGCGGCCUCUGCGGCGGCUUCAACAACAACAUCAUCAAGAAGGCCGAGUCCCGCAUCGCCGAUCUCAAGCAGCUCGGCCUCGACUACACCGUCAUCAGCGUCGGCAAGAAGGGCAACAGCUACUUCCAGCGCCGCCCCUACAUCCCCGUCGACCGCUUCCUCGAGGGCGGCAGUCUCCCCACCACCAAAGAAGCUCAUGCCAUCGCCGAUGACGUAUUCUCCCUCUUCGUUAGCGAGGAGGUCGACAAGGUGGAGCUCCUCUAUACUAAAUUCGUCUCCCUCGUCAAGUCCGACCCUGUGAUCCACACCCUCCCCCCCUCCCCGAAGGGCAAAAUUUGCGAUGUCAAUAGCGUGUGCAUCGAUGCCGCCGAGGACGAGCUCUUCCGGCUCACCACCAAGGAGGGGAAGCUGACGGUCGAGCGCGAGACUGUUCGCACCCCAACACCGGCCUUCUCGCCCAUCCUUCAAUUCGAGCAGGACCCAGUUCAAAUACUUGAUGCGCUGCUGCCACUGUACCUCAACAGCCAGAUUCUCAGGGCCUUGCAGGAGUCGCUGGCGAGCGAGCUUGCCGCGAGGAUGAGCGCCAUGAGCAAUGCGACCGACAAUGCCAUUGAGCUGAAGCGGAGCCUGUCGAUGACCUACAACAGGGAGCGGCAGGCCAAAAUUACUGGGGAGAUCUUGGAGAUUGUUGCUGGUGCCGAGGCCCUCACAUAGUUUGGUUUGGCUUCUGGGAUUCUUCUUUUGGCUCUUCUUUUGUUUCCGCUGCUAAGUCUUAUUUUUGGCGGGCAUUCUCAAAUUCAUUCCUCUAAGCCUGUUUUAAAAAUGAUUAUAUGUGAUGGUAGAAGUUGAGAGGACAAGAAUUGUGGAUUCUAAUGGAGAUUGCAUCAUCCAAGUAUCAUUGUAUUCUCUUCUAUUUCUUUUUCAUAUUUUGUCUAUAUCUUUAAUACAUGGUUACAGUUUUGUA